AUGGAUCCACGCCUCAAACUUGAUGAUGAACAAGGAGAACCCCUUUCCGAUCCCUCUCCUUAUAGACAACUAAUUGGUAGGCUGCUCUACUUAACUCUAUCAAGACCAGACAUUACAUACGCCGUCAACAACCUAAGCCAAUUCAUGUCCAAGCCGCGCACACCACAUCUACAAGAUGUCCAUCAUUUAAUUCGGUAUCUAAAAGGCAGUCCAGGCCAGGGACUCCUAUAUAGCACAAACUCCACCUUACAUCUCAGAGCUUUUUCAGAUUCGGACUGGGCCUCUUGCCCAACUACUAGACGCUCUACAACGGGUUUUUGUGUCUUCUUAGGUGAUUGCCUAAUAUCUUGGCGCACCAAGAAGUAA
This is a messenger RNA of Cannabis sativa, 366 nucleotides long. RefSeq lists its product as uncharacterized. Bases 1 to 366 code for a protein of 121 amino acids. The record is from RefSeq and is a predicted model, not a curated record. Lineage: Eukaryota; Viridiplantae; Streptophyta; Magnoliopsida; Rosales; Cannabaceae. The transcript has a single exon.